Messenger RNA from Salvelinus sp. IW2-2015, 1275 nucleotides. Its product is annotated as zinc finger protein ubi-d4-like. The record is from RefSeq and is a predicted model, not a curated record. NCBI's taxonomy places the organism in Eukaryota, Metazoa, Chordata, Actinopteri, Salmoniformes, Salmonidae. Gene Ontology annotation, cellular component: nucleus.
UGGAUAAAUUAUGUAACUCCUAAUCUAAAACACUAAUGACAUUCAAAGGAGACCCCUUGUGAGUUUCACAAUCAAACAAGUGUGUUGUGCUUCACUGUCUCCCUCAUUGGCUGGGAACACCAGCUGUGUGUCUAGGUCUAAAAGCAUGGCAUACACAGAUGUACGAGAGCAUAGUCGGAAUGGAAAGGCCUGCCUAGAGCAGAGUGACCAAUGCCAGCCUCUUUCUCCCUGGUCUGAGUUUGGACCUCUGCUUGGGUGUAAUAUUGGGCCACUGACAGGCUGAAAGUGGAUAGCAAUUCAGUGAGUUUGACAGUUUACAUAUCAGAAAAGCUCCUUGAAAUCCAUGCCCAGAAUGAUUCCUUCCAUGUGUUUACAUCUCCAUCUGCUGGACAUUUUUGUAUAUCACUAAAAGUAGUACAUUUAAUCAGUUUUAAUAGCAACACUGAAGUCUAAAUGACAUGUAUGUCAUACAUGUGUCCUAUUUUCCAAUAAAAUAAUGAAGACAUGAUUUAAUCAUAUUUACUGAAAUUGCAUAGCUGGCUAAUGUACUCUGCCCUAAACUAUGAGUGAUUGUUAGCUUUUUUUGUAAACUCAAUUUGAUACAUAAUUGCAACACUAUAACCUUGGUCUUCUUUACAAACUGCAAAAAAAUCCUCAGUGGUUUCCUCCUUUCUUGCGCAGGCGCAACCUUUCACGGCAAAGCGAACCAAGAUGGCGGCUGUUGUUGAAAAUGUUGUAAAACUGCUGGGAGAGCAGUGCUAUAGAGAUGCCAUGGAGCAYUGCCAUAACUACAACGCCCGGCUAUGUGCUGAGAGGAGUGUUCGAAUGCCCUUCCUGGACUCUCAGACUGGAGUGGCGCAGAGCAACUGUUACAUUUGGAUGGAGAAGAGACACAGGGGACCAGGAGUGGCCCCAGGACAGCUGUACACCUACCCAUCCCGCAGGUGGAGGAAGAAACGACGAGCCCUCCCCCCAGAGGAUCCUCGGCUGGUCUUACCCCCUCUAAAGUCAGAACUGGACUUGGGUUUUAAGAAGGAUGCCCUGUCAUCAUCUGAUGGCAGCAGUCUGGAAGCCCUGCUGAAGGGGGAACCCCUGGACAAACGGGGUCUUCCGGAGCUUCAUGGGACAGAAGAGGAGUCCAGUCUGGCAGACUACACUUGUGGGGGAGUCACCCCUGCAGCACGUGUCAGAAAGAGAGUCCUGGAGGCAGAUGACUUCCUGGAUGACUUGGAGGAUGAGGACUAUGAGGAGGACACCCCCAAAAGAAGAGGNUAA